AUGAUUCGGGAAGGUGUAGUGAGAGACAAAGAUGGAAACCUGGUGAUUCCCGCUACACAACGACCCGAUGGCACAUGGAGGAAACCCCGACGUGUUAAGGAGGGAUACAUACCACCUGAGGAAAUUCCUGUUUACCGUUCGGUUGCCGCUCAAAUUCGCGAGCGUCAGUCGCGUUACGUUAUCCCUGGUUUGACUCAGGAGGAUGCAGAAGCGAUCAGCAGGGAACGAGGACUGAUUAAACUGGGCGAUGCGGGUAAAAAUGGGGCCACAGCGGGCAAAUCGACUGAGAAGAAGAAGUCUAAGAAGGCCCAGAAUAGUUCACAACAUGAAAACACAACUCAAGCUGAAACACCUCAUAACGCUCAAUCCAUUCCAGAUAAAGUGGUGGAUUCACAGAAGACCACCGUGCAUGAUACCCCAGUCCCGGUCACAGUGGAAUCGCGCCGCUCGGAAGCAGAACGUAAACUACGCUUGGAAUUAAAACGCCUUCGACAAAUUGAACAGAUUGAAGAGAAACAAAGAAACGGUGAAGUCUUGAAUGCGGAUCAGUUGGCUAAGUUGCAGCGGAAAGCCGAAACGGAGCAAUUGAUUGAGGCGUUAAAGGCGGCGAAAAUAUCGGGAUAA
This is a messenger RNA of Echinostoma caproni, 624 nucleotides long. NCBI's taxonomy places the organism in Eukaryota, Metazoa, Platyhelminthes, Trematoda, Plagiorchiida, Echinostomatidae. The record is from the annotation of a GenBank genome assembly.